AUGAAUAGUGAUUUGGGAGGCUUAGGUGGCAGGCCUACAAAUCCACAAGCAAAUCCUUUUGGAAGUGCCUUGCAUGGUGCUGGACCAGGAUUGAUCCGUACUGGACUAGAAGCAUAUGGGGGGAGGUUCUUAGAUUCAAGUUCUGAGUUUAUGCAGAGCAAUAUAACACAAUAUUUAUCCAACCCUCAGUACUACUUUCAAGUCAACAGCCAGUAUGUGAGGAACAAACUGAAGGUCAUCUUGUUCCCUUUCUUGCACAGGGUUUACCCUGAGGCGCUGACCCUACAGUUGUCUAAAGGGAUACUUGGCUGGUUUCUGCAAGUCAUCCUCAUCAAGGGUCUGCUGUACUCCCUGGCAGCGGUAGUUGGUACAGAACUAUCGGUUAUCGAUAUCUGCCAAGAAAAUGAAGGGACUUGUGAGUACCUCUUUUUGUUUCUGUUGGAGACUAAAAGUUGGAACUUGGAGGCAGGCAGGGAGGGUGGGAGUUCAAACUUCGUGGAUGAUCUCUAA
Miscanthus lutarioriparius is the source of this 510-nucleotide messenger RNA. The record is from the annotation of a GenBank genome assembly. NCBI's taxonomy places the organism in Eukaryota, Viridiplantae, Streptophyta, Magnoliopsida, Poales, Poaceae.